Ctenocephalides felis (cat flea) is the source of this 339-nucleotide messenger RNA. RefSeq lists its product as uncharacterized. The transcript is spliced from 3 exons. NCBI's taxonomy places the organism in Eukaryota, Metazoa, Arthropoda, Insecta, Siphonaptera, Pulicidae. The record is from RefSeq and is a predicted model, not a curated record. The coding region runs from base 1 to 339 and encodes 112 amino acids.
AUGACGGACAGGAUCAUAUGUUAUGCUCAGAAACGGAAUCUUCAAGUACGCAUAAUUCGACUUUCACGACGAAUGUAUGUAGAACCUAUAUCUCUUUCCAAAGCUCUUGCACACGUUAAUAGUGAUGACUGGGAGAUUGCAAUGAAAGGAAUGACAGAAAUCGUGGAACUGUCUCGUCAUUUGGAGUUCGAGGUUCUUGAGCAGGAGAUGUCGGCUGUUAACAGGAAGAUAAUUCAGAUGUUGAGGUCUCCUAGAUCCCAGGCUUGUCGAGUUGCUUGUGAAGUAUCUGGAGAGCUAUUCGUCACCAUGAAAUUAACAAAACGGCCGGUUUGUUCAUAG